Molecule: messenger RNA, 432 nt
Organism: Hemisphaericaspora subhashii
Lineage: Eukaryota; Fungi; Ascomycota; Pichiomycetes; Serinales; Debaryomycetaceae
Gene: MLC1
Product: Mlc1p
Exons: 2
Coding region: 1-432 (143 amino acids)
Biological process (GO): mitotic actomyosin contractile ring assembly
Cellular component (GO): myosin II complex
Molecular function (GO): calcium ion binding
Source: RefSeq, a predicted model, not a curated record
AUGUCACAAAAUACAAAGACUUACAGAGAUGCAUUUGCUCUUUUUGAUAAGAAAGGAACUGGUAAAAUCCCAGCUGAACAUUUAGGUGAUUUAUUAAGAUCAGUUGGACAAAAUCCAACAUUAGCUGAAAUUGCUGAAUUACAAAAACAACUUAAAGGUAAUGAAUUUGAUUUUGAUACUUAUCAAGAUAUAAUUAAUAGACCUGAUGGUUUUAAACCUUUAGGUUUACCAGAAGAUUAUAUUAAAGGAUUCCAAGUAUUUGAUAAAGAUCAAACUGGUUAUAUUGGUGUUGGUGAAUUAAGAUAUAUUUUAACUUCUAUUGGUGAAAAAUUGAGUGAUUCUGAAGUUGAUGAAUUAUUAAAGGGAGUUAAUGUUACUCCAGAAGGAAAUGUAGAUUAUGUUGAAUUUGUUAAAUCCAUUUUAGAUCAAUAG